Molecule: messenger RNA, 4660 nt
Organism: Megalobrama amblycephala (Wuchang bream)
Lineage: Eukaryota; Metazoa; Chordata; Actinopteri; Cypriniformes; Xenocyprididae
Gene: edrf1
Product: erythroid differentiation regulatory factor 1
Exons: 25
Coding region: 348-4073 (1241 amino acids)
Biological process (GO): positive regulation of DNA-templated transcription
Source: RefSeq, a predicted model, not a curated record
CUUCCGGGUGAGAGGUACAGUAAGUUUGGAGUGAUCACUGAGAAGCAGCCAGAUGAUUGACAGAUUUUCCCUAGUAAAUAUCAUUUAUUUUUAUUUCUUAGUGAUUUAAGUGUUAUCGAUUAAUCCGACUUUGGACUUGCAUGUACGUGUUAUUGAUAUUUAAGCUAAAAUAGCGAGAGACUUGAUGAGAAAAGCAACAUGGUCUGCUGUGUGGUGCUGUAGUUGAUGUAACGUUAGUUAGUAAAGCAGAUUCAUGAUCACUUACAGUCAAUAGGGGAAAGAACCAGUGAUUGUGUAUUUGGAACGAUACUUUCGUGUAAAUCGUCGUUUUUGGAGGUUCUGGAUGGAUGAGUGUGGUGAAUAUGAGCUCUCAGGAUAAGAAGACAGACUCAGACCCCGGACAGGAGGAGGAUCACAGCUGCACUGCCACUGAAGACAACAAACAGGAGGCAGAUAUUUGUCUGGGCAACAAUGAAGUGAAGAGCCGUGCGGUUGUGAAGUAUUCGGCCGCUCCACCCCCCACCACCUAUGCAUUGCUGCAGGAGAAGACCGACCUCAAGCUGCCACCAGCAAACUGGCUGCGAGAGAAUGCUCAGCUGGGCCCUGCCGGGACCACCGUACUCGGGUCCAGCAGGAAAAGCAAACCCUUCUCUAGUUUUGGGAUGGCUUACGACUUCAUCGACUGUAUAGGUGAUGAUGUUGAUGUUGUGUCUGAUUCAGAGAACAUCAAGAAGUUGCUGAAGAUCCCCUACAGUAAGUCUCAUGUCAGUAUGGCUGUUCACAGAGUGGGCGGCACUCUACUGCUAGAUGAACUGGACAUUCAGGAACUCUUUAUGAGGUCAUCACAGACUGGUGAUUGGACGUGGCUGAAGGAGUUUUACCAGCGUCUCAUUGACCAAAAGUGGCAGAGAAAGAAGAAAAGUAAAGAACACUGGAAUGAGAAAGCCAUCCUCUCAAAGUUUCUCUAUUACAGUAUUAACAGUGAUGGGACUGCGGUGCCUGUGCCAUCAGAUACAGAUCAGACAGCAGAAGAGGGUUGUGGGACGGCGGCUGAUGGACCGUCUUGGCCCGCCACCUUCAACAGUUCCACUACUGAUUCAGAGGAGUCUACGAUCCCCAAGGAGGAGCAGGUGGACACAUAUACUUUAGGUCAUGUGUCUUCAGUUCCCAAAGAACAGAAUCUACCCACACUAUUCAAUGAAGGAGAAAACAGUCAGGGUUUGAGAAAUGACUUUGUCCGGAAUAUUUUAUGGACAUUUGAGGACAUCCACAUGCUUGUGGGAUCAAAUAUGCCCAUAUUUGGAGGUGGUCGCUACCCAGCAGUCAGUCUACGGCUCAGGGACAACAACAAACCAAUCAAUGUUCUCACAGGAAUUGAUUACUGGCUAGAUAAUUUGAUGUGUAAUGUACCGGAGCUGGUCAUGUGCUUUCACGUCAAUGGCAUUGUGCAGAAAUAUGAAAUGAUAAAGACAGAGGACAUCCCAGAUUUGGAAAAUUCCACAUUUUCGACGCGGGUUGUGAAAGACAUUGCUCAGAAUAUCCUCUCUUUCUUGAAAUCCAACUGUACCAAAGAAGGACAUACGUACUGGCUUUUCAAGGCUAGCGGAAGUGACAUCGUAAAGCUGUAUGACCUCACUACUCUGUGUGAGGAGGCAGCAGAGGAGAAAUGCCAGAAUCCCUUCACGCUUCCUGUAGCGGUACUUCUCUACAAAGUGGCCAGCAACAUGAUGCUAAAGAAGAGCCAACAAAACAAAAAGAACUAUGGGACCAUCAGAACUCUGUUGCUUAACUGUAUUAAACUGCUGGAUGAGGAGAGACAUCCACAAAUCAUCGCUUCUGCUCACUACAUGCUGGCAGAACUGUUCCAACUGGAUGAUGUGAGUGAAGACGAGGGGAACGGGGAGUCACUGAGGGGCGGGGGAUCUGAAGACAGCUACAGUGAUGAAGAGGAGGAGGAGGAAGAUGAAGACGAGAGCUGCUCCUACAGCACCUCCUCUGAGCCACAGGACGACUCUAAAGCUGUGGCCGUCAUCAAGUCUGUCGGGGAGCUGUCAGUUCCAGAGAAAUACAAGAGCACACAUCAGAUCAGACCCAACUAUGCAUUUCCUGUGUCACAAGACAAGGAGGAGAAGUGUCGACUGGUUCUCAGCUAUGUUCUGAAAGGUCUAAAAGCAGUGGACAACAGCAUAAAGAAAGAGAGUGACCUUCCUGCGGCCGACCCCAGCACACCCAUCCCUCUAAAAUAUGAAGAGAGAAGUCAGAAUGGAGCUAGAGAUGUGGAGAAAGAGAUUGCUCUAUUGCUGGACAGAGUUGGUCCGUGUAGCAAGGAACUGAAGAUGCCGACGCGCUCCGGAAUGUUACCGGGCACAUGGCAGCAUCGUAUGAAACUGCAGCUGUUCCUGAAAGCGUCUAAAGCAUACUACGUCCUGUCAGAUGCUGCAACCAACUUGAUGAAGUAUGGCCGGGCACUGCGCUACAUCAAACUGGCUCUGCAGUGCCACGAUGCGUACUGCUCCAUCAGUGGUGGUCUCCACCCCCAGGUGCUUCUGUUCCACUGUCAGUGUCUGUCUCUAUGUGGAGAUGUUCAGCUCAUGUUGGCACAGAAUGCCUCAAACAGAGCUGCAUAUCUGGAGGAGUACAGCUACCAGACUAAAGAAGACCAGGAGAUCCUUCACUGCCUGCACCGCGAGAGCUCCUGCCAAGCCUUUAGCAUGGCCACUGAUCUGGCCACAGACCCAGAGUACCAGCUGAUCGUCAGCAGCAAGUGUUACGAGGCCGCCCAUGACCUUUUGACCUCAGGAGUUCUGAAGGACCUGGGACAGGAGCAGCUGGCUCAGGUUCUCAAACGGCUCGGUAACAUCCGGAACGAGAUGGGUGUCUUCUACAUGAACCAGGCCGCAGCAAUGCAGGCAGAGAAAGAAGGAGUGCGCAGGAGUGUGUGCGUGGCCGAGCAGGAGCUGUGGAAGAAGAGUUUUUCAUGUUUUGAGAAGGGCAUGCAGGAUUUCAGUAUGAUUUCAGACUCAGUAAACACAGCCCUGCUGCUGUGUAACAUUGGCAGACUCAUGCGUAUCUGCGCUCAGGCUCACUGCAUCAUGACAUCAGAUCACAGUCGUGGGGAGUUCUCACCUGAAGAGGCCCUCUACUACAACAAGGCGAUCGAUUACUAUCAGAGAGCGCUGAAGUCUCUGGGCUGCAGGGAGAGUCACUCUGCCGUCUGGGAUUCUGUGAACUGGGAACUCUCUACUACGUAUUUCACGUUGGCCACACUCCUCCAGGACUAUGCUCCGCUAUCCCGUAAAGCACAGGAACAGAUCGAGAGGGAUGUCACUGAGACCAUGAUGAAGUCUCUGAGGUACUGCGACCUGCAAACGGAGUCCGCUCGCCAGCCGCUCUACCAGUACAGAGCUGCGACCAUCCACCAUAGACUGGCUUCAAUGUACCACAGCUGCUACCGCAACCAGGUUGGAGACGAAAGCGUUCGUAAGCAGCACAAAGCUCUGGCAGAGCAGCAUUACAGUAAGGCUGUGCGGCUCUUUGUAAGUCUGAGUGACGCUCCGUGUGAGCUGCUCCGCACGCUUCUGGAGAGAGUGGCCUUCGCUGAGUUCACCAUGGCGGGUCAGAACAGCAGUGCUGUGAAACUGAAAACUCUGACAGGAGCUCUGGAGAUCAUGUGUGAAACACGUCAUGCAUUCAUUCUCAUACAUAAAGAGCUGCUGGAGCAACAGGAAAAAAUAUUGAUGUCAAAAGACUCUGACAAACCUGAAGAACUCCAUGAGGGUUCAGAUAGCUCUUCCUCCUCUGAGCUAAACACAGAAGAGGUUGUGAAAUUAACCGGCGUCUUCGAGCCCAGUUUCUCCUUCCUGUUGCUGCAACUGAUUAAACUCAGCACUGCAAGCAAACGUAAACUCAGUGGUAAAGAAGAGGAGCAGGUGAAGAUCUACAAGAAUGUAUAUUCUCGCCUCCUACGGGCUGAAAAGUCCGUCCCGCUCAUCCAGCGGGUUUCCCUUUUCCUGGAGCUGCUGGAUCAGCUGAACCCUCCCACAGAAAGUGAUGAAGCAAGAUCAUCAUCUUGAGAAUCAAAUCCAACAAGGACUCUUUAGCUUCCUGACUUAAUUAAUGCCAAACCUGUGACAAUUUGGAGUUGAAACAAUCUGGCUUUUACACAACCAACCACAGCUGAUGAUUAAGAUGAUAUAAAAAAAGGUUUCAGCUAGUUUUGGAAAGUGACUUGGUAUAAAAAUGUGAACUUUAACCCUCACCAGCAGUGCCUUUCUUAUGCUGGACUUCCUAUAAAGAGUUGACAGACUCUAACUAGAUCUCUCUUUCUUUAAUGAAACCAUUAUGAGAAUAAACCCAAACUGUACAGUUGUUUGUAGAGAAGAUAUUUAUUGCUAAUGGGGCAAUAUGUAAAAAAUGUGAACCUGUGGUUUUGUUUUACACACUUUUUAUUGAUAAAUACACUCAAAGGCUUUUCUGUUUUUGGUGCAUAAAUAAGCUCAUGUUUUUUUUUUUUUAAAUGCUGGGUUUCAAUAAAAAAAAAAAAAAAGUGCAAUAAUUUAGCAAAGGUCAAUGCAACAGGUGAUUAUCCAGAUACAGUAUUGUGAACAUUUGGGAUGGCUUGGCUUUUAAAAGUCUUCAAUAAAUUUCAAAUCUGUUCAAA